CCUCUACGGGAAGUGAUGUGGGGCCGGACGGAAAAUAGCGCCAAGCACCCAAAAAAGGCCAGUCGCACGGGGUCCCGAGCUCCAUUUGGAAGCGAGGACCUAAGGGAUAGAGCACGGCGGGGACGCGGCACGUUGGGAAUCUAGCACUGCAGGGACGCGACACCGCGGUGACAGCACGGGACAGAGCACCAAACCGGGUGAAGGACAGAGGCCUCCAUCAUGUCGGAUGGAGAUUAUGAUUACCUCAUCAAGUUUCUGGCCUUGGGAGACUCUGGAGUAGGGAAGACCAGUGUACUUUACCAGUACACUGAUGGGAAAUUCAACUCCAAAUUCAUCACCACAGUGGGCAUUGAUUUCAGGGAAAAGAGAGUGGUGUACAGAGCUAAUGGACCAGAUGGAGCUGUGGGCCGAGGCCAGAGAAUCCACCUGCAGUUAUGGGACACGGCGGGGCAGGAGAGGUUCCGGAGCUUGACCACAGCAUUCUUCAGGGACGCCAUGGGUUUCCUGCUGCUGUUCGACCUGACAAAUGAGCAAAGUUUCCUCAACGUCCGAAACUGGAUAAGCCAGCUACAGAUGCACGCGUACUGCGAAAACCCAGAUAUAGUGCUGUGUGGGAACAAGAGCGACCUGGAAGACCAGAGGGCUGUGAAGGAGGAGGAAGCCAGGGAACUUGCAGAGAAGUAUGGAAUCCCCUAUUUUGAAACCAGUGCUGCCAACGGGACAAACAUAAACCAAGCGAUUGAGAUGCUCCUGGACCUGAUCAUGAAGCGGAUGGAGCGGUGUGUGGACAAGUCCUGGAUUCCAGAGGGAGUGGUCCGGUCCAACGGUCACACGUCUGCAGAUCAGCUGACUGAGGAGAAGGAGAAGGGGCUGUGCGGCUGUUGAGACACCGCGUGAGCGUCCUGGCCUGCCAGCUCUGCUGUCGAGACCAAGCCGGCCCAGUGAGCGGAGCAGGCAGCCCAUGGUGUGCCAAGUGCCUCUCCUCAUCUCCAGUAGAACCUGACUCAGCAUCCAUUUGUAACUCAUUGCAGCUUUAUAUGAUUUAGUUCAUGAACCGGGGGACCUAUUUCACAGAGCCAAAAGUGUCUUAUAAAAAGCCCGUGGUGGCAAGCCGCUUAGGGAUCCAGGAUUUCAACCACGGAAGAGUUCAUCUGUUAUGUAGAAUGCUGAUGGUCCUGUCGCCUGCCUUAACACAGUCGGCUGCCUCAACACAGACAGCCCUAGAGUCUCAUGGAAGACAUUGAGAUGUCUGAGCUAGCAUGGUCUUGAGAGUCCAGAUUUCAGAAUCCAUACUGUAGAACAGCACUCUUAAACGCGUGGGUGUCAAUAAGUGUGUCCACAUGGAUCAAUGCCUUUCGCCACUUUUAACUUAGCCCCCCCUUUCACAUGAGCACAACCAGAUGGCAGCCAUAUCUGUAGACUCUGAAUAGACCAGAUUGACUCACUGUGAGUUUGGGGGUGGUGGGAAGGGUUUGUGGAGCAGGAGUGGGUGAAGUAGGGAUCAAGUUUAGUCAGACUACCUGGCUCUUAGCUGAGGAGUCAUGAGACCCUUGUGUUUAUCCGUGGUCUGUUGGUUCAGUCCUCAUCUGAGCGUCGCUCAUGUUUCCGCUCUAUGCAUGUAUGUUUGUAUGCACGGUCUCUUCAUGUGUAUGUAUGUCUGUUUGGUCUGACAGUUCAGGCUCUGCUCUCACUUGUCUGGAGACUGCUGAUCUGACUUCCUUCCAUCACACUUCGGGGGUGGUGGGGGGUCUCCCAGUUUGUCUUCUCCCCCAUUAAUGUAACCGAAGGAAUCUCUUUUUAAUUAAACGGCACGCUUAUUGGCUAUCUGGAGGGAGGUCGAUGUCUGUAUUUAAGCAGUCGCACUUGUAGGCCAGUUUAAGAGAAGUGUUUUGCAGCCCAGAGCUCUCGCUGGGCAUGUGGGCACUGAUGGUUUUUGACAGUAUAAAGGAAAACACGUGCUUUGCAUGGUAGUUUCAAGGGGCUUUUUUUUUUUUUGUUAUUGUUGUUUGUUUGUUUGUUUGUUUUUGAGACAGGGUCUUAAUUAUGUAGUUUCUGGCUGGCAGGCAACUCCCUUUGUAGACCAGGAUGGCCUCAAACUCACAGAGAUCCUCCAUCUGUUUCAGCCCCCUAGGUGCUGGGACUAAAGGUGUGGUCAUCACCCCUGGCUCUCAGAAGACUUUAACAAAAGUCUUCUUUAACAAAAGAUAGAUUGAACAUUUAUUGCCAUUGUCCUUUAACCCCUCCUCAGAAAAAAUAUCCGUGGCUACUAAGCUUUUUCUGUUCUUCAAUAAGGGACUCUGCCAGGCAGUGAUGGUACAUGCUUUUAAUCCCAGCACUUGGGAGGCAGAGGCAGGUGGAUUUCUGAGUUCGAGGCCAGUCUGGUCUACAGAGUGAGUUCCAGGACAGCCAGGGCUACACAGAGAAACCCUGUCUCGAAAAAACAAACAAACAAACAAGCAAAAAAAAAAAAAAAACCAAAAAAAAAAAAAAAGGGACUCUUUGAAACACCAAAGAUGUCACUGAGGUCUAUGCAUCUGAAUCCUAUAUACCCGAAACAUGAGGCCCGUCAUAGCAGUGCCUUCCAGCAUUGCUCUAAGAUUUCAGUGGAGGGCUGAAGAAGAUGGCUCAGUGGUUAAGAGCACUGACAGCUCUUCCAAAGGUCCUGAGUUCAAAUCCCAGCAACCACAAUGGUGGCUCACAACCAUCCAUAAUGAGAUCUGACUCCCUUUUCUGGAGUGUCUGAAGACAGCUAUAGUGUACUUACAUAUAAUAAAUAAAUCUUUUAAAAAAAUACUUCAGUGGUGGUGUGUUCAAAUGUCAGGGCACAUUUCUUUUUUUUUUUUUUUUCUUUUUUUGGUUUUUUGGAUUUGUUUUUUUCGAGACAGGGUUUCUCUGUAUAGCCCUGGCUGUCCUGGAACUCACUCUGUAGACCAGGCUGGCCUCGAACUCAGAAAUCUGCCUGCCUCUGCCUCCCAGAGUGCUGGGAUUACAGACGUGUGCCACCACUGCCUGGCCAGGGCACAUUUCUUAAAGUCUCUUUUGUAAACACAAACAAGUUAACAUGCCAGGUGUUGGUGGUACACUCCUUUAAUCUCCUACACUUGGGAGGCAGAGGCAGGCAGUGAGUUUGAAGCCAGGCUAGUCUAUAGAGGGAGUUUCAGGACAGCCAGGGCUACCUAGUGAAAUUCUGUUUCAAAAAACACAAUAUUUGCAUAGUGCAGGUUUCAAGAAGUAGAUCCACAGUCGGGGUUCCACCUCUGUAGGCUCCACACCAGGCACAGGGCUUAAUAUGUAUGUGAUAGUUGCCCAGCACAGGAGCUGCCUUGAGGGGGAUGGAGAGAUGGCUCAGCAGUUAAGAACAUCGACUGUUCUUCCUGGGGUCCUAAGUUCAAAUCCCAGCAACCACAUGGUAGCUCACAACCAUCUAUAGUGGGAUCUGAUGCCCUCUUCUGGUGUGUCUGAAGACAGCUACAGUGUACUCAUAUACAUAAAAUAAAUAAAAUCUUUAAAAAAUAAA
Molecule: messenger RNA, 3517 nt
Organism: Apodemus sylvaticus (European woodmouse)
Lineage: Eukaryota; Metazoa; Chordata; Mammalia; Rodentia; Muridae
Gene: Rab27a
Product: RAB27A, member RAS oncogene family
Exons: 6
Coding region: 220-885 (221 amino acids)
Biological process (GO): positive regulation of exocytosis; melanosome transport
Cellular component (GO): secretory granule; melanosome
Molecular function (GO): GTP binding; GTPase activity
Source: RefSeq, a predicted model, not a curated record